This is a messenger RNA of Rhinocladiella mackenziei CBS 650.93, 966 nucleotides long. RefSeq lists its product as uncharacterized. The transcript is spliced from 2 exons. The coding region runs from base 1 to 966 and encodes 321 amino acids. NCBI's taxonomy places the organism in Eukaryota, Fungi, Ascomycota, Eurotiomycetes, Chaetothyriales, Herpotrichiellaceae. The record is from RefSeq and is a predicted model, not a curated record.
AUGGCUUGGGCGUCCCUGGUUUCAUCGCGACCACCGCCACUUCCCACGCCUAUUCGAAGCUUUCAUAUAUCAAUUGUCACCCUCCAAUCUCGCCUCAACACCAACCUGGCAGCCUUCGCGCUACAACACGCGCUUCGUCGUCUUGAGGAAGAGCGGCAAGCACGAUCAGGAAACAUGGGGGAUUUACAGUUCGCAAAACAGUUUCUGACGGCCUUAGACAGCAAACCGACGAAAUACCAAGCCGACCAUGUCUUCGACCCCCAAACUUUCCAGAUGCGAAUACCGUACACACUCCCUAAGCUUUCGAACCCACCGCAUCCUCCACCUCCAAAGACCACGCCUGCGUCAGCGCCGGCGCCAGGUUCGGAAUCAGCCAACCCGACCGUGACAAUCACAAUGAAAUCUGCCCGUAACCCCAAUAUGACCCUCACUCUGACAUCAAUAGACCCCACGAGCACGACGAUUCAAGCGUUGAAAGAGCAGAUACAAUCCUACCUGGGCGGGCCGACGGUCGUACACCUUGAGAAGAUCAAGGUGCUCCUGAAUAAGAAACCGGUUCCGCCGUCGAAGAAGACCGUCACGGAUGCGCUCGAUGAGAAGAGUCCACGUGGCACCGUCGAAUUUGGAGUCAUGGUGAUGGGUGGUGCUCCCGAUCCGCCUCCGCAGAAGCAGACACAGACUCGGACACGGGCGCCAGUCCCGGUGGAAACGGAGAUGGCGGCCGCGCCCGCGUCAGAAAAGGCGGCUGUCGAAGCCGAGGAGAAGUCAACGGUAUCUUCAGCAAUGGAAGGUGUGGAAACGACGACAACAUCAGCAGAAGCCACUAGGGAGAGUGUGCUCGAGACGGCCGAGUUCUGGACCGACCUGCAAGGGUUUCUCGAGCAGAGGAUACGAGAUCAAGCUGAAGCAGUCAGGCUGAGAGGCGUAUUUGAACAGGCAUGGAGAAGUUCGAAUGCAAAGCCUUAG